AUGCCAGCAUUUUCUGACAACAGCGUCAAGGCUGGGGAGCACUGGAGGGCUAUAUGUGAGCUAGACCUAGCAGAGAGCAGACGUAUUCAAGGGCUGUCCAGUGGCCGCCCAAGACUCACACUCGAAGCAACGAAGACUUCCGCUGUCCCUCGUUGGUGGUCAAUGUUAGAGUAUCCGGAUAAAGACAAGACCAAUGUCUUACUGCCGCGUCGCUGGAUUUCGUACCUGAGCUCAAAGUCCUUCCAAGAGUUGGUUGAAGGGGUGGUGUACGGUAACGGGAUAAGUAGACGAACGGGCGACUGCCAAGCGACCAUACAAGCAGACGGCGGUUUCAUCGCUGACGAGAUUCCAGUCCAUCUGCAGACGGGAGUGGGACUUGUCAGCAUCGAUCGAAUUGAAGGACGUGGAAUGGUUGCGUUGGGAGCUCUGGGAUGA
Messenger RNA from Aspergillus niger, 435 nucleotides. RefSeq lists its product as hypothetical. The coding region runs from base 1 to 435 and encodes 144 amino acids. Lineage: Eukaryota; Fungi; Ascomycota; Eurotiomycetes; Eurotiales; Aspergillaceae. The transcript has 6 exons. The record is from RefSeq and is a predicted model, not a curated record.